UUGCCGCGGUGUGAUCGCGCGGCCUUCUUCCUCCUCUUCUUCUUCUUCUCCGCCUCUCAGCUCCGGCGCGCGGCUUCUCCCCGUGCACAGGCUUCUCUCUCUCUCUCUCUCUCUCGCGCUCUCUCUUUCUCUUUCCUCACCUCCUGCGCGGAUUUACGGCGGAAUGUCGGAGUACAGCACGGUGCCGCCGCCGCCUCCUCCCGGGGCCGGAGCAGCAGCACUGGGAGCCGCUGGGAUCAAGAAGGACGCGUUUGCGGACGCGGUGCAGCGCGCACGGCAGAUUGCGGCUAAGAUCGGUGGAGAAGUGACAGGCGGCCCUGUGAGCAAUAACGGCGGUACAGAGGGGUAUCCUUUCUCAGCACAGAAACGAUCACUGGAGGACGGAGAUCAGCCUGACAGUAAGAGGAUGGCUCCACAAAGUGACAGGGACAACGCUACAGCACUGUCUAUCAGUGCUCAGCUGGCAGCUCUCUCUCAGCAGAGUGGACGUCCUUCAGCUCUGACAGAGGAGUACAGAGUUCCUGACGGCAUGGUCGGCCUCAUCAUUGGCCGAGGAGGAGAGCAGAUCAAUAAGAUCCAGCAGGAGUCGGGGUGUAAGGUUCAGAUCGCUCCAGACAGCGCAGGAUUACCUGAGAGAAGCGUCUCGCUCACCGGGUCUCAUGAGUCCAUUCAGAAGGCCAAGAUGCUGUUAGAUGACAUCGUUUCUCGAGGACGGGGAACACCGCCCACCUCCUUCCACGAGUCCAACGGUAGCGGCCACAUGCAGGAGAUGAUCAUCCCGGCGGGAAAAGCCGGCCUCGUCAUCGGCAAAGGAGGAGAAACUAUCAAACAGCUCCAGGAGCGUGCUGGAGUGAAGAUGAUUUUGAUACAAGAUCCUUCUCAGGGACCAAACAUGGACAAACCCCUUCGCAUCAUUGGAGACCCGUACAAAGUGCAGCAAGCGAGGGAGAUGGUGCAGGAGAUUCUCCGAGAGAGGGAUCAGUUUGGAGACAGGAACGAAUACGGUUCACGCAUGGGAGGGGGUGGCGGCGGCGGAGGUGGAGGAAUAGAGGUGCGUGUACCCGUGCCACGUCACUCGGUGGGCGUGGUGAUUGGCCGGAGCGGUGAGAUGAUUAAAAAGAUUCAGAACGACGCAGGAGUCCGGAUACAAUUCAAACCAGAUGAUGGUAGUGGACCUGACAAGGUGGCUCAUAUCAUGGGGCCUCCUGACCGCUGUGAGCAUGCUGCCGGGAUCAUCAACGAGCUCCUGCAGAGCAUCCGUGUGAGAGAGGAGGGUGGAGGGGGACCUCCAGGUCCUCCCGGAACAGGUAUGCCUCCAGGUGGGCGUGGUAGGGGCCGCGGCCCAGGUAACUGGGGUCCCCCUGGCGGCGAGAUGACCUUCUCUAUCCCUGCCCACAAAUGCGGCCUGGUGAUCGGCCGAGGAGGAGAGAACGUCAAGUCGAUCAACCAGCAGACGGGCGCCUUUGUGGAGAUCUCGCGCCAGCCGCCGCCCAACGGGGACCCCAACUUCAAACUGUUCACCAUCCGUGGGAACCCGCAGCAGAUCGACCAUGCAAAGCAGCUCAUCGAGGACAAGAUCGAGGGUCCUCUGUGUCCUGUAGGUCCCGGGCCUGGUGGUCCUGGUCCCGGUCCAGCCGGCCCCAUGGGUCCUUAUAACCCAAAUCCAUAUCAGCCGGGGCCUCCAGGAGCUCCUCCACAUGGAGGUCCUCCAGGUGCCCAUCAGUACCCCCCUCAGGGUUGGGGAAACACUUACCAACAGUGGCAGCCGCCUGCACCUCAUGACCCCAGUAAAGCCGCGGCGGAUCACAGCGCCGCCUGGGCGGCGUAUUACGCGCAGUAUUACCAGCAGCCCGGAGGAGGUGCCAUACCGGGCCAGACGCCCAGCGCACAGCCCGCCGCUCCCGCCCCCGCCGACCAGAACCAAGCGGCCCAGAACUCGGGGCAACCCGAUUACACCAAGGCCUGGGAAGAGUACUACAAGAAAAUGGGGGAGACUCAGGCAGGCAGUGGCGCUAGUCCAGCAGCAGGUGGCACUCCAGCAGCAACAGGAGCAGCAGGACAGACUGACUACAGCGCUGCCUGGGCCGAGUACUACAGGCAACAAGCUGCUUAUUAUGGCCAAAAUCCACAGAACCCUGGACAACCUGCAGCCACACAGCAGGGCCAACAGGCGCAGUAAACCUGGCCAUGCCUGCUUUCUUCCUGAUGACCCCACCACCCACCUCUCUUUGCUUCUUGCCCCCACCUCCUCCUUCUCCUCCCCUUCCUCCAUCUUCCUUUUUGUUUCUGCUCAUGGUUCAUCCUCUUGCAGACGAAAGGACACGAACAAACGUCACCUUGUAAAUGAUCCGUCUCUCUUUUCCCCCUCUUCCCACUCAAAUGGACUAAAACCAAGCGUAGCUGAUUUUUCUUUUUUGUAUUUUUUUUGUUUUUCUUCGUCGCCGCUCAUCCUCCUCAUCUUCCUCUUUCUCAUCCUCUAAAUGUGAUUGAAAUCCGUCGCCAGGGAAACAAAAGUGGGGGAAAGGCGUCACUGGUUAACCUCGCCCUUCCCUUGAACGGACUCGCACUUCACGUCUUCAUGUCAAGGUGUUAUUACUGCAUCUAAAACAGUGUAAAAAUCACGUGUUUCUUUUCUUUUUAGACUUUUAAAUUUUUUUUUUUGUUUUAAAAAUCAGUUUGGAACAUUCCCAGUGUGAGUGUUUGCAUGGUGUGUGUGUUGUGACUGGUCAUGUGACGCAUCUUCUCUUCCCCCUUCUCCAGGUUCAUGAAGCUCUGAUAUGAUUAUUAUAGAGGUAUAUAUUGAACGCUUGGGGUUUUGUUUGUUUUUUUGUUUUAUACAGUUUUUAAAACAUUCACAAUAAAAAAAGGAAAAAAAGGUUUAUUAAAAUUUUUUUUUUGUCUUCGUUCACUUCGCUACCGAGUCAGCUGGGUGUACGAAGGGGAAAAAAAUUCUCUAAUGUGGAAUCGAUAUUUCUCAUCAGUAUGAUGCAGCAUUUCACCCAGGACUUGUGUAACUGGUUUUAUUUGAUCAUUUUCUUUCUGUAACACGUUUCAAUAAAAUCCGAAAGCCACUA
Silurus meridionalis is the source of this 3074-nucleotide messenger RNA. RefSeq names its product KH-type splicing regulatory protein. Gene Ontology annotation, biological process: regulation of DNA-templated transcription. The transcript has 18 exons. Gene Ontology annotation, cellular component: nucleus; cytoplasm. NCBI's taxonomy places the organism in Eukaryota, Metazoa, Chordata, Actinopteri, Siluriformes, Siluridae. The coding region runs from base 164 to 2179 and encodes 671 amino acids. The record is from RefSeq and is a predicted model, not a curated record. Gene Ontology annotation, molecular function: mRNA binding.